CUCAGCGUUUUUCAGCAGUUUCUGCUGUGACUCCUCCGGUGCCGGUAUCUGUGGUUGAGGAGCAGAGGGUGGGAGGAUGGGGAAGGAAGGAGCAGAGAGAGGAAGAGAAACACAUGUGUUAUGAAAAUCUUAACACUGGAGCAAUGGGCCYGAGUUCAUCGCUGGAAAGCUUUCUGUUGUUCCUCUGGAUUUCAGGGAUCUGUGGUGGACCGGCCCAGGCUCAGCUCAUGAAGAAAGAUAACUGCACCAACUACGAGCUCAUGUUUGAACGGGUGUUCUCUGUGCCCGGGGAUGCGGCCAUGCUCUACAGCACCCUGCUGCGCCUGGACGUCUUUAACUUCACCGCCGUCCCGUUCAACAUCACCUGGUUCAGCACAAAGACGGGACAGGAGAUGAGAAACGAGACCGGUCGGAAUCUGGUGCUCCAGGAGACACUUUGGUUCCUCAACACCACUCUGGACGACGAUGGGGAAUACCUCGCCAUAGUGCGAACUCCGUCUCAGUGCUACAUGCAGACCGCUAAGCUGGUGAUGGAUCGGCCAGUUGCUGGAGAAUGUGGAAGGCCAAGAAAAGAUUCUCGAAAUGUGGGGGCAGACGUGGUAUGCCCUCUGAGCGAUUAUAUUCACAAACUGAAGACCUACGGCACCAACGUCUCCGUUAAUUGGUACAAAGGCUGUGACCUGAUUCUGAACACAUCAGGCCGUCGUACCUUCAGGGGGGGGAACCACCGCAUGUUAAAAGCUGAAGGCAGUGGCGCGUACACCUGCACUCUGACCUUUACCCUGGAUGGAGCAGCAAGGUCUGUGUCAGAGACCAUUAAUGCAACGGUCACAGAGCAACAGUUCCUGCCUCCACAGAUCCAUGAACCAGAAAAUGAAAUUAUAAAGGCAGCAAAAGGGUCGAAUUUCACAAAGAGGUGUCUGGUGUUUGUUCCCGGUGCGACGAGACAUUUUGUUGACGUCAUUUGGUUGGUCGAAAAUAAAGUCGAAUUUGAUUCUCAGUCGUCUGAACGCAUCUACACACCACGGCAGCGUAAGUGGACCAGAGAUGAACCAAAGGGUGUGUGGUUGGAGCGGCUGCUGAUCUUCUCAGAACUGAGGCAGGAGGAUUUCUACCUCAACUACACCUGCAGGGUCUACGAUGACCGAGGCAAUUCAGAGAGAUACUUUACGUUGCUGCCAACAGAUCCGAACAUCAUCCUUCCCAUCGGUUUAGUGUUUGGUGGAGUGACUGUUCUCUUCGUCAUCAGCAUCACCGUCUACUACAUCUUCAGGACAGACAUUGUGCUGUGCUUCAGGAGAGCGUUUCCAGUUCUUUAUACAAAUAAAGAUCUUGAUGGCAAGCUGUAUGAUGCUUAUGUGGCAUACCCCAAUCCUGGUGCCUUUGGGUUCAGUGAGGAAGUGGAGAAGUUCGCCCUGCAGACGUUGCCUGAAGUGUUGGAACAGGCCUGUGGCUACAAACUGUUCAUAGCGGGCCGUGACUGCCUGCCGGGGCAGGCCAUCGUGGACUCUGUGGAUGAGAACCUUCAGGCUAGUCGUCGUGUUCUCCUGCUCUACACCGCUUCCACUUUCAUUAAAAAGAGGCACACGAGCAGCACCAGCAGUAACAACAACAACAUUACGAAGAUUAGCGAGGAUGUUGAUAAAAUCGAAAGCAGGACCAGCGAGGGCAAUGGCAGCGUGGGUUUUGGUGGUGACGACAAAGCAUUUUCGGACGCAAGGCAGCAUCUGGAAUGUGUGGCAUCCAUGAACAGAGCGCUGCUGGAGGGCUCCUUAAAGGUCAUUCUGGUGGAGCUGGAGGAGAUCACCCCGGCCCAGCUGGCCCUCUUCCCUGAGUCGGUUCGCCACCUGAGGAAGAAACAGGGCGCYGUGUGCUGGUGGAAGUCUCUCCGAACGAGACAGAAAUGGAGGACAUGGAGAGAAGACGAGGAGAGACAUGGAAAGGACUCACAAGUGUCACCAUCCCUCUCUCCUUCCUCCAGGUUUUGGAAAGAAAUUAGGUAUCAUAUGCCAGUCAAAGGCAAGAGGGCGGCUUAUCCAGAGAAAACUGCCUUGUUGAACUUGUGAUGCUAGAUGUAAAUGUUUGAGUGAAUUGGUGCGAUGAAAAAAAAGAAAACUUGAAUGAAUAUGACAUUUUACUUUAAUCUUUUGUAAUGUUGGAAGAAUAUUUYGGUUUAGUCAAGAAUCCAAAACUGCGGGUGCUGUGGUGGAGCAGGGGCAAA
This is a messenger RNA of Poecilia reticulata (guppy), 2221 nucleotides long. NCBI's taxonomy places the organism in Eukaryota, Metazoa, Chordata, Actinopteri, Cyprinodontiformes, Poeciliidae. The record is from RefSeq and is a predicted model, not a curated record.